Molecule: messenger RNA, 580 nt
Organism: Trichogramma pretiosum
Lineage: Eukaryota; Metazoa; Arthropoda; Insecta; Hymenoptera; Trichogrammatidae
Gene: ND-B15
Exons: 3
Coding region: 102-449 (115 amino acids)
Cellular component (GO): mitochondrion
Source: RefSeq, a predicted model, not a curated record
AAUUGUCCAAUCCGUUGUGCGCGAGUAAUUGCACUCCCGCAGUCGUCUGCUGUUCGUUCUUCAUCGUACAGAAAUUCUGUUUUGCAUGAAUUGAAUGGAAAAUGAGUGCAGAUAAAAUUUAUGAUGUUACAGCAAAGCAGAGAGAAGUUAUUGAAUGGAGGGCCCAAAGACGCAUAGAGCUGCGAGAACAGUAUCUGCGUGAGAGGCAUAAUCCAAAUGCACCCGCGGGACAUUUGUUUGAUCCUGCAAUUCAACGUCAUUAUACACUCAAGCAGAGUUUAGAGCAUCUAUUCAAGCCAAAUGUUAAAAACUUUUGUGCAUUCGUUGGUUUUACAUUUUUGCCUCUUGGUUUGUUGUGUUGGCGUGUAAAGAAAUAUCGAGAUGCAAAAGAACAUAAAUAUCGUACUGGUCAAGUAAGCUACAAAGAUAGAGAUUGGAAGUUUGUGUAAAUAUCUUACAUCUUCUUAUUAUGAAGAAAUACUUUUGAAAUAUGAUGAUUUUAAAUCAAUAAGUAUGUUCUAGUGUUGAAAGAAGAUAUUGUAAUCAAUUUAAUCCAAAUAAAAUGUUUUUUGUUCUUUAA